AUGAUCAACACAAACACCUUUACAUACUUUCCAGAAUCGGUACCGAACAUAAUGUUAGAUGAUAGUGAGGACCAUACGGAAACCAGUUCUCUUGCCAGUUCAAAUCAAUCCUCAUUAUUCGAUCCACUCGAGUCUGCUAAAACCAUAGACAAUAUUUUCGAUGAAUUUUUGGAAAUCGACGGAAGACGUUUUAUGAAUGAUAGCUCGUUAAAAUGCUGUAUGCCCAGCGACAGAGAAGAGGCAGAAAGGUUAUAUGGAUUGCAUUGUGUAUAUAGAAUGUUAUGGGGUAACAACUUUUCUGCACCCCUUGAUGAGGAGUUAUCUUUCGGAGCCAAUGUUCUCGAUGUCGGGUGCGGUUCAGGAGCAUGGAUGCUAAACAUGGCUUCAGACUAUCCUCUUUCGACGUUUGUGGGAAUAGAUAUAGCUCCUUUGUUCUAUGACGACGGUCCAGCCAAUACCGCGUUUUUCCAAUGUAACAUCCUGGAUGGUCUACCAUUUCCAGAUAACACGUUUGAUUUUGUUCGACAAGGAUUUCUCGUAGUUUGCAUCGAUUGGCAUGCAUGGAAGGAUAAAGUGGUCAAAGAAUUAAUCAGAGUGACUAAACCUGGAGGGUACAUCGAACUCAUGGAAUUGGAUUAUCCAUUCUUUCAGCCAGGAGUUAUCGCUCAGAAAUUUAAUGAUUGUGUGUAUCAUUUUAGCGAUGCAGGAAUUAAUACCCAUUCCAGUAAAAAUAUAGACACGGCAUUUAGUGAACAUAAUACUGUUACUAUAGUCUCGCAAGAAGAAAAAAUACUACAUUAUGAGAGUCGAAUUGGAGAUAUUGCAUUGAUAUACGAGAAGAAAGGUUUUGAAUCAAUGAAAAUCUUCAUGACUCCGCUUCUUGGGAUUACAGACGAUGAGUUUAAUCAAUUGUUG
Molecule: messenger RNA, 915 nt
Organism: Paraglomus brasilianum
Lineage: Eukaryota; Fungi; Glomeromycota; Glomeromycetes; Paraglomerales; Paraglomeraceae
Source: the annotation of a GenBank genome assembly